GCGGUGGGGAGGAGAGGUGUUUCCGCUCACAUGCCGCCCGCCUUUGAAGCAUCAGCCUCCGCUAACGGCUCCUUUAAGAGAGCAGCCCCGAACACUGACGAAAUUUCCUCGGCCCCAGCUCACUGCCCGUUUCUGCGAAAUCAACAAGAGACGAAGGCAGGCAAGCUAGUAUCAGCAAGCUCCGGGCCAACAGCGCUGCUCAGGGUAGCUCUACCCCCGUGCAGGAGGGACGCGACUGGUACACAUUUACAUAUUUUGUCGGUAUCUGCCUGUCUUACCGCUCGACACUCAGCAGGAGACGACAUUUAGUCGGCGUACGGAAACAAGCGGAUGUUGUUGGGGAUGGAUGGACCAAGUGAGCAGUUGUCGCCGUGAGACUGGCGCUGCUAAUUUGAACGUCCUGAGCAGCAGGUGUACUGAAGGAUAAAGCAGACUAAAGGCAAUCUCAGUGUUCAUGAAACUUUGCUACGAUUUACGUGCUGGGGUUGCCGUCCGCCAUGUUAAGGUAAAGCCCAGGUGCGCGGUGUUGACCAUGCUAAAGCGCCUGGACAAGAUCCGCUUCCGAGGCCCCAGAACGAGAGACGACUUCCCGGAUCUGGCUGAGUCGCCACCCGCCUCCGACAACGAAUGUAGCGAUGAGAUGCAGCUGAAGCCCAGAACAGCUCUGCGUGACACAGAGGACCUCCUGCGAGACCCUGCGGGUUCGGGGUCUCCCACCAUGGCUGCAGCCGUCCAGGACUUCCAGAGGUCUGAGUCAGACAGACUCAAUGAAGUCAAAGGUCACCUGGAAAUUGCCUUAUUGGAGAAACAUUUCCUACAGGAGGAGCUGAGGAAGCUGAGGGAAGAGACCAAUGUGGACUCCCUGCGGCAGGAGCUGGAGAGAGAGCGAAACAAGAGGAUAGACCUGGAGCAGAAGAUGAAUGAGGUGCUCAAGUCCAGGCUGGAGGACUCUCCGCCGCAGCCUCCCCGGAAACAGCAGUCGCCCUCAAACAAUGGAACAGCAGAUAAACAGCAGAAGGAGGUCUGGAGUUCGAGACUGCAGAAGUGGCUGUAUGAGCGCUUCGGGGUUUACAUUGAAGACUUCCGCUUCCAGCCGGAGGAAAGCACCGUGGAGGCCGAGGAACCGCUAAGUGCUAAAAGGUUAACAGAAAAUAUGAGGCGACUCAAGCGAGGAGCCAGACCUGUCACCAACUUCUUAAGGAACCUCUCCGCCUUAUCUAAUUGGCACUCCGUAUACACCUCAGCUAUUGCCUUCAUUAUCUACAUGAAUGCUGCUUGGCAUGGCUGGGCCAUUCCCAUGUUGCUCUUCCUGGCUAUCCUGCGCUUGUCCUUAAAUUACCUCAUAGCCAGAGGUUGGAGGAUCCAGUGGAGCAUUGUGCCUGAGGUCUCUGAACCCAUGGAGCCUCCAAAGGAAGACUUGACUGUGUCUGAGAAGUUUCAGCUUGUACUUGAUGUUGCCCAAAAAGCACAGAACCUGUUUGGUAAGAUGUCAGACGUUUUGGAGAAGAUAAAAAACCUGUUCAUGUGGGUGCAGCCGGAGAGCACCCGGAAACUUUACAUCUGCCUGUGGGUGGCUUUCAUCAGCUCCUGCGUCCUACCGUAUAAACUAAUGGGUUUCAUGUUAGGCCUGUAUGCCGGCAUCAAAUUCUUCAUCAUAGACUUCCUGUUUAAGAGCUGUCCCAAGCUGCGGGACAAGUACGACACACCUUACAUCGUGUGGAACAGCCUUCCCACGGACCCUCAGCUCAAAGAGAGGACCAACGCUACUGUGUCCCGACGGGUUCAGCCGGUGGUCUCUCGGAGCAGCCUCGCCACCGCUCCGUGCGGGGUGAGCAGAGAGGAGGAGACUGGUCGCUCCCACAGCACCAAGAAGGGAGCCUUUCAUGAGAUCUUCAACCUGCAGGAGUCAGAGCGCCCUCUGCCGGUGUGUGAGAACGGCUGGAGGUGCUGCCUCAUAAACCGGGACAGGAAGAUGCCCACAGACUACAUCAGAAACGGAAUGCUCUACGUCACAGAGAAUUACCUGUGCUUUGAGAGCUCCAGCUCCAGAUCCAGCUCCUCCAAGAAGAAUAAAGUUAUCAAGCUGGUGGACAUCACUGACAUACAGAAGUACAAAGUGCUGUCAGUCCUACCAGGAAGUGGGAUGGGCAUCUCUAUAGCCACGCCUUCCACUCAGAAGCCAUUGGUGUUUGGUGCCAUGAUCCACAGAGACGAGGCUUUCGAGGCCAUUUUCACCCAGUACAUGAAGAUCAUGACCACCACCAAACCACCAGCCAACGCAGAGCUCUAGACAGCCAGCAUCUCAGCAACACAUCUCCAUACUGGGGCUGAAUUCUGGGGAGAGAGAGGGCCUCCUUAGAUUCAACUGGACUGGAAGAUACUACUGGAAGAAAAAAAAAAAAGAAAAGUCCCAACACACUCUUCUGCUAUGCUCCUCCUCAUGUGAUGGGCCAGCUUUGAUUGGUGGAUUUCCUGUUUAGGCCGAGUUGGAGGGAAUGUGACGGCUACUUGUCUGCAUAGUUGGGAUUUAGUUCCAUCAUGUGCUCUUUGUAGACGUGGGAUCGGUGGGGUUUUUAUCAAUCAGCAGAAGGCAGGUGAGGGGGCUGGUUCUCCUCUCCCACCUGACUGACCAACUGACUGGUUUUCUGAGAUACUCCUUUCUGUGUUUGCAUGUGUGAAUGUGAUUGUGUGUCUGUGUGUUUGGGCAGAAAUGAAGCUAUUAAACUGCGUCGAGAGGCUCUGUUUUCCUCUUCGCCCCUCAGUCGGCGGAGUGACUUCUACUGUGGUAGGACGAUUUCAAGAAGUGCUCAACGUGGCUGUAAAAUGAAUAUCACGAAACAAGUAGAAGAUUAACGUGAGGUUCGUUCAACUGCCAGACAUCUGUAGGAACAAACCUGUAAGUUUUAGCUUUAUAAUUCUGUGCAAAAACAACAGCUGGUGUUGAAGUGCUUAGAUGUUGAACUGGCUGAUCGGUGCCUCGUGGCAGAGGCCAGAUAAGUUAUAGUGUGUGUAGUCAGUGAUUGUUUUUUUUCCUUUUUACGUGUAUUAGCUGUGAAAAUGUCAGGUCGCCAUUUGACUGACACGGAGCCUUUCUCUUAGUUUACAUCCCCCCCCCCCAACUUCUUUCUACACACUUAGUCGUCUGUCGAUCUAACAAACCGAAAAUGUACGCUGCCAUGUUCAGCAUCCGCUUCUGUGUUUGUAAGUGUGUGUAUGGGUAGUGGGUUUUGUUGUUGUUGUUUUUUUUUUUUCAAAAAUGCCUUUCUUUUGAAAAAUGUCUUUGUAACACACAGCCUUUGGGAUGAAUAAGUGGUGGUCCUGGAGCUGCUGAUGGUGUCCGAGACGAGAGCACAACCGCUGUUAGAUAGUUCAAACACUGACUGCCAUUUGUCUAAGCUUCUCUUUUCAAGGCACAGUUUGUACAUAUAUAGAAAGAGAUUCCUUUUUUUUCCAUCUGUGGUAUUAUGUUGCAGUAAACACACUUCAGGCGCUCACUACUUCAGCUUGAAUGGUCAGUGUUUGUAAAAAGCUGCAGGUUAUGUCCGAUGUAUUUCUCUUUUGUCUGACUACUUGAGCCAGCGCACGCCGCAUCCUGCUGGUGUCAGUGCAGCACAAAUGCGGUCCGAGCACAUUGUAUUAAUAGCAGACUGAUCUCUGCUGUCAGCCAGUCAGACUUCAAACUUCAAACUGACCGUAAAAGAAGAAGGUACUUUGACUUGAAAAUGAAUCACUGACAGAUUACUUUGACCAGGCGUUGCCAUAUCCCAGGAACAGUGAAGAAAUGAAUAUGUCUCAUUCUGAUCAGGUACUCUCGCUUCCAUAAAUGCACAGCUCCUCAGUGUGUUUGAGGUUUCAUAAGCAGUCAUAUAAAAUGUGGAUUUAUUAAUGUUAGUCCAAUAUUUGAGUCUAAAAACCAGGAUUAUGAGCUGUAAAGACAUGCCUAAUUAGAUCCCUUUUGUUUGUUUGCUUAUUACAUCCCUUAUUUGUAAAGCCACAGCGAGCAGAGGCUUUCCAUCCGGGUGCUCUUCCACUUGUUCCAGAUUGUUGAAAUGUCUGCUUCUUUUUAUUUUUAAUGAUAGUCUAUGAGAUAUUUGGAUAAUUGGCCUAGACUGAACAGAAUACUUCAGCGUCACUUUAUUUUAAGACGCCGUUUGCGAGAAUAAAGCUGGUCUUUACUCUAGCAGAAUGGUAUGAUAUGUAGAAAUACAAUGCCAAACUACACCAGACACUUUACUGUGUUCUGUCAGAUGAAUGGAGAGAACCUUUGGGGACUGGAGGUCAUGACUCUUCAGAUUUUAGUAUGAGAGACAGUAGAGUAGCUUAUUCACACUUGAGUUUCCAGUUUAUCCAAGAUUGAGUUUCCUCGUUGUCAUCUCAAAAUUCACCGUUAAAAGGGAGAUCUUGACAUUUGAGCAUUUACUCUUAUUUUGCUUAACUCACUGAACACCUGUAUUUAGUUUAAUAAUCCUUAAUCACUCUGGUGAUUUUUUUAUUCCCUUUCAAUCUAAAAAAUGUCAAGGUUUCUCUUAAAGUCCAUACAAGUCCUCUUAUCAUCAUUACCAAAUAGAAUCAGUUGAGCUGGAUAUGAUGUUGCCUGAGAAGCAAUGGACCAGAUCAGCAAACCACGUUAUUAUUUUUACGUCAAUCUAAGUAAGGAUGGAUAUUUUUCUUUGACGUCUAUUAUUGGUAUGAUUUGGCCUGUUAUUAACAGGCUGCCUUCCCAGACAUGGAUUCUUCUAUUUUUGUUUAGGAAUGAUAUUGAUCCAUGAACGGGAGAGACAUGUCGGAUAUUAGAGCAGGUGAAAUCGGUAAAGUAAUUCACGCUGUUGUAGUCUUAAAGCUUUUACAUGAAGCCUUUUGUAAUCUGUUAAUUCUGAAAACUGGCUCUGUGGAGGGAGACCCCAACAAGGCUGCACUCAGAUGAAGCACAGAAUGUAUCACGUUCUAAUUGUCUAGAAUUUUUUUUUUUUUCUUUUGCCAAAUCUUAAAUUUUCUGUCUGCCAUAUUCUGCCUACGCUCAUGUUUACAGAAGGUUGUAAAAAAUUAAUUUGUUGGUUUGUGUGUGUGUGUGUGUGUGUGUUCUUAGCCCAGUUUGAAUUCCUUUGACUCCGGAGUUAUGAAGACUGGACUGCUGUUGUUGAAUUGAGCGUCUCAGCUCUCAUUGGCUCUGCACCACUCACAUGACUAUUUCUGCUCGCCUUCAACCAUUAUGAAACUCAAAUCACCGUGACAACAUGAGCAGUAUUUUCAGUGUCAUUCAGUGUGUAAAGUAUCAUAUCCGACAUCACAGUACUUGGUUAUGGUGCAUUGUAAUUCGCAGUAACAUUCAGGCUUCAUACAGAGCAGAGAUGGUCAUGGUGGACUGAAAUGGCAACAUCAGUGUUUUUGACAUUUUCUUUUGAUGUCCAUUGUGACUUGAUGCACCUUUUUGAAGAGUGUACAGAAAGGCAGAAAUAAAAACAAAAGUUUUUUUCACUUUGUUUCUUUUAAAUGAAUAAAAAUAUGUGCACUCAUACUGCUGUAAGGCACUUUGGACAAAAACAUCCAGCUAUUGUCAAAAGAGUAACGUGGCAUUUUUGUUUUAGAUGAGAAGUUUGAUACCACUCCUGUGUCUGUAUGCUGAAUAUGGAUCUUAUGCCAGCUGCUUAGCUUAGCUUAGCUUAGCUUAGCUUAGCUUAGCUUAGCACUGAUUUUGUUAUAUGUUGACAAACUCAGGCUCCUUGAUAACAGUGUUUAUGCUGCUGGCCGUAUUACUGUAGAGGUGGAAAUUAUGAUUCACUUUGCUGAUUUGAAUCUUCUUCAAACCUUCAUGAUUAUGCUUAAAUCAUAUUCGUUAGCAUACACAAAACUUCCAUGCUGUGGUCUGCUAUGGUUCCAUGCUAACUAACUGUUUAGCUGUCAUCUGUGCCUUUCAGUCUUCACUUUCCUGUUGUUAUUACCGACUGCUGCCCAUCACCUCUUUCGUCGAGCCGUGACGUUUAACAUACGAUGGUACAGGGCGUAUGGAAAUUGUGUUUAAUGAGGGUCACUUAAAACAAAUAUUCAAUAAAAGAUGGUUCUGUAAAUUAAUGCUGUCCUUAACCAGUUUAUCAAGAGUGCAUAGAGAAAGGAAAAAAAAUUUGAUGUGUUAUCAAGCUUCUCAUCUAACUCACCAAGAAAGUAGAUAAACAUGUUUCCAAAAACAGUGAAAUAUUCCUUUGAUGUUUCGAAUAGUAAGCUGCAAAUAAAAGACAGCCAUACCUCGCCUUUGACACAGAACAGUUUGAGUAUUUGACUGCUGUUGCAGAGACCUGGUCAAAAACAGUGGUGUUGUCCUGUCAGGGUCCCCUCUGUUUAAGCUGGUCCUCGCUGUUGUAUUGAAAAUGUACAUCCUCUGUGUGUUGUUAAUGUUAAUUAAGGGUUUUUCCAAAAGCAUUUCAACUGAUUGUACAGUACUCAUUGUACCAGUGCUCCUGUCUCAAUUUUGGUAAUUUACAAAUGAACUGUCCCAAGGCUGCAAACAGCCGUAAUGUGACGGUAUGGUUGAAGUGAAUAAAUAAAACUUCAGUCCUGUUGUAUGGACCCAUACUGCUUGGUACAGUUAGUGAGUUACAAAUUAAAGUCCAAGUGUAAACGGGAGACACUGCAGUCAUUACAAUCAGUAAUUAAUUUGUCGCGUGUGACAGUAUGAUUUCCUCUUUUUUUUUCCUUUUUUUUUGUGAAAGAGGAAUUUGUAUACAAAUGAUCAAAAUGUACAGUGAAGAAAACAAAAACCACAGAGUUUUUAAAAGACAUGUCUAUUGCAAAGGAUAAUGUGAUGUACAUUUUUUAAUUUAAGUAAAUGAAUUUAAGGUA
Messenger RNA from Scatophagus argus, 6834 nucleotides. It is a transcript of the gene gramd4a, whose product is annotated as GRAM domain containing 4a. Lineage: Eukaryota; Metazoa; Chordata; Actinopteri; Scatophagidae. Gene Ontology annotation, biological process: apoptotic process; negative regulation of toll-like receptor 9 signaling pathway. Bases 455 to 2290 code for a protein of 611 amino acids. The transcript has 19 exons. The record is from RefSeq and is a predicted model, not a curated record.